AUGGGCCCGACAACUUCGGCAGCCAUGACCGAGGAAGGCAUGCUAGCCCCGGAUGGCUCCUCAAAGACGUUUGAUGCCGGCGCAAACGGCUACGGCCGUGCCGAGGCUGUCAACGCCGUCUACAUCAAGCUCCUAGACGACGCCAUCCGUGACGGCAACCCUAUACGUGCCGUCAUCCGCAACUCUGGUACCAACAGCGACGGGCGAAGCCAGGACCUCUUGACGCCCAACGGCUUGGCUCAAGAGGCCUUGAUGAACAAGAUUUAUGCGGAUGCGGGACUGGAUCCAGCCAAGACUGCCUUUGUCGAGUGCCAUGGUACCGGCACCCCUACCGGUGACCCUCUCGAAGCCAACGCAGUAGGAAAUGUCUUUGGUCGUGAAGGAGUCUAUAUCGGUUCGGUCAAGCCCAACGUCGGGCAUUCAGAAGGUGCAUCAGGCCUGACAAGCCUGAUCAAGGGAGUUUUGGCACUGGAGAACAAGACGAUUCCCCCCAACAUCAAGUUCUCCGAGCCCAAUCCUAAAAUCCGAUUCCAAGAUAACAAGCUCACCGUGCCCGUGAAGCCUGAGCCUUGGCCUUGUGGCCGUGGCGAGCGCGUCAGCAUCAACUCGUUCGGAAUUGGAGGGUCAAACGCCCACGUCAUUCUAGAAUCGCCUCCCAAAUUCGUCACCGCCAGCAGAGCCGCAUCGACAGACCAAAUCUCCCCCGCCGAGCCGCAACCCCGGCUCCUGGUGCUGUCGGCCAACAGGGCAACUUCGCUGCAGCAGCGGGUAGGUGAUAUCCAGGGUUACCUUGAGCGAUGCCCCUCGGCGGUGGACGACCUGGCAUAUACGCUGGCCUGUCGCUGUGAGAUUAUGGCCCACAGAGCCUUUAUCGUUGCCAGCCCUGAUGGACAGAUCGUCGAGACGUCCCCUCAGGCCAAAGUGCUAGGCUCAGACCCUAAAGUGGUCAUGAUCUUUAGCGGCCAAGGGGCGCAAUGGGCGAAGAUGGGUAAGGAGCUAGUCCAGACUGACGAGGACUUCAAGCGGGAUUUGCAAGGCAUGGACCGUGUCCUCAAAAGCCUCCCGCACCCCCCGCAGUGGAGCAUUCAAGACGAGCUGCUUGCUCCCGCCGAAUCGAGCAGGAUCUCCACGGUCGAGCUAGCCCAGCCCCUGUGCACCGCACUGCAGGUUGCUCUGGUGAACCGCUUGCGGCGCUCCGGAAUCGUCCCGGCCGCCGUCAUUGGCCAUUUCAAACAUAUGGAGCGCUUGGCAGACCAGUACGAGAGCCUGCUCGAAGCCGUGUGGUCCUCGCGCUUCUGCUGCGACGAGGGCGUCGAUCUACUUCUGACGCCGCCUGGUCCCACUAAGAUUCCCAUGUAUUCCUCUGUGCUCAAUAAACCCAUCACUUCGAGCCAAGACCUCGGUCCCUCGUACUGGGUAUCCGACCUGGUAUCGCGGGUCCGGUUCACCGAAGCCGUCCGCCUGGCCGUCCAGGACCAGGGCCGGGGCUCCUUCGCCAAGGAGAGCAUAAUGCUCGAGGUCGGGCCUCACUGCACUCUCCGCGGCCCCCUGAGCCAGAUAACCGAGGCGUCAGGCGUCGACUCCUGCCGAUACGCGUCGGCGUUGGUCCGCGGGAAGGACGCACGCCACACCUCCCUGUCCGCCCUAGGGCAUCUCUACCAGUGUGGCGUUGACGUGGACUGGUCAUCGUCAAUUGGCGUGCCGGUUGCGGGCAUGACGCUUACUAAUCUCCCGAACUAUCCUUGGGACCACAGCGGCGGCUCUUUCUGGUACGAGGCCAGGGUCUCGAGAGAGUCGCGGCUGCGCCGGUUCGGUCACCACCGACUUUUAGGCGCCCGGGUCCCUGAGAGCUCCGGGCUGGAACCCCUGUGGCGGAACCAGCUUAAUCUCGUGGAUGAGCCGUGGCUGGCGGACCACAAGGUCAGGUCCGACGUGGUGUUUCCUUUUGCCGGAUAUAUCGCCAUGGCGGGCGAGACCCUCCGGCAGACCACCGGUCUGGACGGUGUGGGAUACCGGGUCCGCAAUGUCUCGGUGAAAUCGGCCAUGAUGCUCUCGGACGAGUCGGUCGAGGUGGUGACGUCUCUCCGGCCUGUCAAGCUGACAGGGUCGACCGACUCGAGCUGGUUCGACUUCUGCGUCAUGUCCUACGGCAAGUCGUCACGGACCAAGCACUGCGAGGGCCAGAUAAAGGCGUAUAAUACACAGGGCCUAGAGCCACUGCCGGCCCCAACUCCAGACAGCAUGGUGCGGGCCAUCCCCUCACCCCACUGGUAUCGCUCCAUGGAUGAAAUCGGGGUCCUGUACGGCCCAGAAUUCCAGGCGCUGUCGGGCAUCGUCUCGUCGACGGUCGAUAACGUGGCCAAAGCUUUCAUCGAUAUCAGCAGCAGCCAACGGGAGGAUACAGCGUCCCAGCUUCACCCUGUCGCUAUAGACGCCUGCCUGCAGCUUUUGCUGGUAGCCAUGGUUAAGGGCGUCGGCCGCAAUUUUGGAAAACUCUGUGUGCCCACCGCCAUCAAGGACCUCAUCGUUGGGCCCAAGAGCAGCUCGAUUAUGGAGGCCACAGCCAGGAGCGUGACCUCGUAG
Molecule: messenger RNA, 2583 nt
Organism: Pyricularia grisea
Lineage: Eukaryota; Fungi; Ascomycota; Sordariomycetes; Magnaporthales; Pyriculariaceae
Exons: 6
Coding region: 1-2583 (860 amino acids)
Biological process (GO): fatty acid biosynthetic process; secondary metabolite biosynthetic process
Molecular function (GO): fatty acid synthase activity
Source: RefSeq, a predicted model, not a curated record